AUGAAUAAAACCACCACUACCGCCAAUAUGCAUGCCAUUCAAAAUGCGCUCGCAAACUAUGAUACUUCCUUUCUUUCCGAUGCGGAAGAGGACUACUGUCCAUUGUGCAUAGAGACGAUGGACAUUACGGACAAAAACUUCAAACCGUGUCCUUGUGGCUACCAGAUAUGUCAGUUCUGCUAUAAUAACAUUCGACAGAACCCGGAACUGAAUGGGAGAUGUCCCGCUUGUCGGCGCAAGUACGACGAUGAAAGCGUUGAGUACGUCGUUUUGACACCGGAGGAAAUGAAGCUGGAGCAGGCCAAACAAGCACGCAAAGAGAAAGAUCGCAAGCUGCGUGACAAGGAACGCAAAGAGCACGAGUUCGCAAACCGCAAGCACCUAGCUGGAAUGCGGGUGAUCCAGAAGAAUCUGGUGUACGUGGUGGGCCUAAACCCACCGGUGGCCUACGAAGACGUGGCACCCUUGCUCAGAACGGACCGGUAUUUCGGCCAGUACGGAAAAAUCAACAAAAUCGUUGUUAACAAGAAAACGUCGCACAACGAACACCAUGGUCCGCCCCCUGGAAACCAUCAAAGCCACCAUCAUACUGGGUACGGCAUCUACGUCACUUUUGCCAGAAAAGAUGACGCAGCGCGGUGCAUAGCCGCUGUUGACGGCACCUACAUGGACGGGAGAAUCGUAAAAGCUGCGUACGGAACUACCAAAUACUGUUCGUCCUAUCUGAGGGGGCAGAGCUGUCCAAACCCUAACUGCAUGUUCCUGCACGAGCCAGGCGAAGAAGCGGACUCGUUCAACAGACGUGAGCUCACCAACAAGCAGAACGACCAUGUCGUACCAUUCAAGCUAGCUGGUACCGGCAGCAAUGCGUCGAGCCAGAUUCCACUAAAAUCUGGCUCUGCCAUGGCCUCUGCAUCACCCGUGCCUUCACCACUGCCCACAAGGGCUCAUCUGCACAGCAAUCAAGAAGACCUGUCAUCUUCGUCGUCUACGUCCGCUGCUCAAACACCGGUGCUGACACCGGCUCCUAUUCCUAGCGGAUCCAAUCCAUGGGGCGUCAACCCAGCGGCCGCCCCACUGUUUUCGUCGACGGCAAGCAAAUCCACCACUUCAUCGGCAUUUCCUACUUUGGGUGAGGCCACUUUGGCGCAGUCAAUGGCCGCCUUGUCCACCAAUCAACCCAGCGGCAGCAACAACAACAAUAACAAUACCAAUCAAGGCGGUAAGAGCAGCAAGAAGAAUUCCAACAACAACGACAGGAAGUAUGUGGAUCCUUACGAUCCGCUAGAGAGUGCAGUAAGAUUUAUCGACGAAACUCUCAAGAUGUUGUCGACUUACAGAAACUGCGAUUUCAAGCUGAGAUCCGACGUUAUUGAUGAUGACACCUACCGUUCCUACCCUUCCCUGUUUUCGUUCGAAAAUAUCCCCGUUUCGGAAACCUCUGACAAUGCUUUGGGGCGUAAAUUGGUGGACAUGCUAGCUAUCAAGCCUGUUGAUCAUGCUGCGUCAGUAAUGCCAUAUUUACAAGCAAACCCACAGACCAAUUCCGCUGUGUUCCAAUUACAGCAACAACAGCAGCAACAGCAACAACAACAACAACAACAACAACAACAACAACAACACAUGCUACUUGUCAAGCAACAGCAACAACUACAACAAUUGCAACAGCAACAGCAGCAACAGCAGCAAGCAUCUCAGAUGAAAGUCCAACAUCACACUCCUCCAGGCAUGACCCCACAACUUUUGCAUACUCAAUUACAGCAUCAGAGAGCCGUCAAUACUCCACCACCACCCGGAAUCUUCUCUCCCACUAAUCCUCCUGCUGGCCAGAACCAAGCUCCGGUUUCCGGCAGUAAUUCCUCUGAUCUGUUGAACCAGCUGAUCAAUGGUAAGCGUAUUUCUACAAAUUGA
Lachancea meyersii CBS 8951 is the source of this 1911-nucleotide messenger RNA. NCBI's taxonomy places the organism in Eukaryota, Fungi, Ascomycota, Saccharomycetes, Saccharomycetales, Saccharomycetaceae. The record is from the annotation of a GenBank genome assembly.